GAUUUAUUUCCAGCACCCUCUGACGUCUCCUUGCACCCCACAGACUCUGUUGGAGUUGGCUCUGAGGCUGCUGGGUGUUUGUGCCCACCCGGUGUCACGGCUGUACUCCCAAUAGCUUUACAUUGUAACCCAGCUCAGCGCUGCGCUUGCAGCYGCAAAACGCGGAUAAAACGCGGAUUAAACGCGGAUAUUCCCAUCUUCCAGUGUGGGAUUCUUAUCCCAGUGGAUGGAUUUGGAGGACGGGGGACGCGAACCCGCGACUGAGCGAUCAGUCCGCCAACCAUAGAGAGGUGCGGGUAGARCGGCGGAGCGCGCGCCGCCAGACCAUGGUGGGAGGAUAGAGCGGCUCCGCCCGCGCGCUCGGCGCCCUCUCCCUCAGCGCCCCCAGGCGGGCGAGCGCGGCGGCGGCGGUUCCCAUGGAGAUGGAAGAUGGCGCCCAGGGGCCGCCAUCGCUCCUCCACUCCGCUGCAGGUCCUGCUCUUUCUCAACGGCUGGUACAGUGCCACGUAUUUUCUCUUGGAAGCGUUCGUGUUUGUGUACAAAGUGCUGCUCCUGCCCUAUCCCGUUUCCAACUUGGUGCUGGACGUGGUGCUGCUCCUCCUCUACCUCGGCAUUGAGGCCACACGCAUCUUCUUUGGCUCCAAGGGGAACCUGUGCCAGCGGAAGGUGCCGCUGUCCCUUAGCCUGGCACUUACAGUGCCAGCAGCUGUGCUGGCCGUGUACUACCUGCUGCUCCAAACAUAUUCCCUGCGCCUGGAAGCAUUCCUGAGCGCCAUCCUGCUCCUCUUCUACGGCCUGGAGCUGCUCCUGAGCCUCCUGGCGCUGCUCUCCUUCUCCAGCAUGGAUCCCUACUGAGGACACGGCACAGGGACACAGGGAAGCUUCACCUGUGCCAGCUCUGCUCCCCAGCCCCAGGAAGGGGGAGAAUCCCACAUUUCCCACUCUGCAUUUCACCUGCUGCCACCUGGACACAUCCCUUCCACCUUUGUCACUUCCACGUGGACACAUCCCACCCAUUUUUCCCGCUUCCCACCUCACCAGGAACCUGCUGCCACAUGGACUCGUCCCUCCGUUUUUCCACUUCCCACUUGACAUACUCCCAACCUGGAUACAUUGCUCUCACCUUUCCCACUUUCCACUGGACUCACUCCUCAGAGCUUGAGCUAGCUCAAGGUAUGAUGAAUCCUUAUUUUUUUCUACGACCUUCCAGAAUAAUUCACUAUUUUCCAAUAAAUAUUUAUUUUUACCUGGU
This is a messenger RNA of Malurus melanocephalus (red-backed fairy wren), 1252 nucleotides long. RefSeq names its product transmembrane protein 216 (gene TMEM216). The record is from RefSeq and is a predicted model, not a curated record. The transcript is spliced from 6 exons. Gene Ontology annotation, biological process: non-motile cilium assembly. The coding region runs from base 430 to 855 and encodes 141 amino acids. Lineage: Eukaryota; Metazoa; Chordata; Aves; Passeriformes; Maluridae. Gene Ontology annotation, cellular component: ciliary transition zone.